GAAUUAAAUGCUAUAGUGGGACGUAUGUCUACUGUGAAGAUUCCUGCUCCCUGCCGUUCUGAGGGAUUUUUGGAAUUUCUUCCGAACGACGCGAUUCGUCGUAGUUGGGGUGAGCGUCCGACUGGUUAUGGAAAGUGGGGGUAUGCUGCCAAUUUACCUCCGUACUCUCCUCCCUACCAGAAGACCGGACACCCCGCAGAUGUAUUUGAUGGCGAUUUGUCGACUGGUUAUGUGUGGAAGACCGUUUCUGUUGCUAAGGAGGACUGUCCACAAGAUAGUACCAAUUGUCAGCAAUUGACCGUCAAUGGCUUGAAGAUAGCUGCGUACAACCAGGGUGUGGGCGGUCGUCGUUGUCAUGAGUGCCGCGGUGUGUCUGGUUGUGAGGAACCGUCGCAAACCGUUCUUCCGAUUUGCUCUACCGCGGUCUGUAGCUAUUGUGAAAACUUGAACGCUGUGAUGUCCUUCGAUACCCUGGAGUACUUGCUGGUGAGGAACGUCAGUAUUACGGUGCGUGGAGAGCAUCGUUCUCCGCGAACCUUCAAGUUCUACUACUCUGUGGAAGGCAUUGAGGGUCCCUACAUGGAGUUCAACAAGGAGGUUUUUACGAUUGACAGCAUGGCUGGAAAUACUUACAACUUCACCACGACGGAUGGUAAUACGGUGAUUGGUCGCUACUGGAGACUCGAGAUUCUGUCGAACUUUGGAGAUCCGGAGCAUGUCGAACUGGUGGAGCUGGCUUUGUAUGGACGUCAGAUGAACAGCGACAAGGUGGACGCGUACUACAAGUUUGUGAGUGGCUCGGAUUGCAAUGGCGAUCCCCUGAGUACGACGUCGUUCACGUUUGGAUUUGCCUCUGAGCAGUCGACUGUGGACAAUGGUGAAUUCUUCAUCAGAGUGAACUCCAUUCAAAUUGGUCCGUUUACUCCGAAGCAUGAAGCGGAUUCCAUCCGUGAUGCACUGUAUGCGAAUGGCUUUGUGGCUACGGUGUCGAAGACCCCGCUGAUUGUGGGUAACAAGUAUGGUCAGGAGUUCGCGAUCGAGUUCUAUGGGAAUGUGGCCCCCGAGAUCCAAACUUCGCAGGAUAUGCUUAUUGGUCUCAAUAAGUUCCCGGACGAUGUAUUCAUGAAUAGCUCCUAUGUUAACCCCAAUAUGCUGAGUGCUUAUUGUGUGGAUUCUAAUUUAGCUGCGAUUAUUUCCACGUUUGCAAGAGUGCCCGAUGACCACACAGCCCGUGUGUGUGAUGCUCAGGGUAGUGUCGUAAGUUCGACGACGGUGUAUGGAGUGAAUUCGAUUACCCCUACCUAUGGACCGAUGGGAGGUACGAUUAGCAUGGCUAUUAACGGUAAUUUCGAACCGACUAUGAACAUUACGAUGGUGAGCAACAAGGUGUCUUCGUCGAAGGAUUGCUUGGAUGCUGCGUCUGUUUUGUCGGAAGACUUUUAUCCUCUGGCUAACAACCAGGUGGACAUGGAGAUCGAUGCCGAGGAGAUGAUGGAUCAUGCUCGCUUCUGCGUGCGCUACGAUGAUGAGGUGUAUGGUGUGGUCCCGAGCGCUUAUUUCUCGAUCCAGAAUGCUUUGAUCACCGAGGUGAGAACGCAGAAUUGCAAGUUGGCUCUUCUGGGAGAAUCCGUGAUUACUUUGAUUGGUUCUGGUCUGCACAUUAAUGAUACAGUUAUGUUUAUCAAGGAAGAUAGCAAUGGCCAGAAAACGGUGAUUGGAACUGGUCAUGUGAUUACUGAGAACGGCAACUCGUUUGAAGUGAAAAUGCAAUUCACCGCGGCUGGCGAUGGCUAUCUGCUUGCUAAUUUCAGUGGUUUGUCCAAGGAGUUCCAUGAUGUUAUUGUCCAUGUUUACGAUCUGCAAACAAAGAUGAAUCACUUAGUUUCUGGUACGGAAAUGGUCCUGGAAGUGUUUGGAAUGGGACCCUUCAAGGUUGAUGAUGGAAUCUUGCUGCGAAGUGGAGACGAUUAUCUGAACUUCACCUACACUUCGCAGACGCACAACAUUACCAACGUGAAUGGCGUGGAUCGAAUCAAGUUCCAGAUCUUAAUCAGCAGUCCGGCGGAUGAUCGUGAGUACACGCUGUACUAUCAGGCUUCCCGCAAUACGGAUAUGUGCGAUACUCCCUUCAACCUGGGUGCUGUGUUUACCUUCCACAUUGUGACGUCGGUGACCACCAAGAUGGGUAACGGAAACGUCAAUUUUGUUACUACCGUGUUGAAUAAGGAAACUACGAUCACGCUUACGGGACUGUCGCUGGAUGAGACUGACACGGCUUAUUAUUGGAAUGAGGCGGAUCAGAUUCGAGCCGAUGUCAAUUUCUUUAGCAACAGUAAGACGGAGCGUAUGGGAAAUUUGACGUUUGUGAGCGAGGGAAGCUACUACUUGGUGUACGGAUUUAUGAAUGGCGACCUGAAGGUGGAGGUUCCGUACUCCGCAUUAGCUAUGAACGUCUCCUCGAUUACCGGAAUUGCUGUGGGACUGGAAAGCAACACCACGCAGAUGACGGUGAAGGAUCUGCCUACACUGGUGGAGUAUAUGGGUCACGGCAUCCAUAACAUCACCCGCGAUGCUGCUUAUCACGAUCUGACCCCCGACCCUUCGCUCACCGGAGGAAACGACGCGAGCGGAAGGAAGUACGCAAGCAACCGUGCGGUCGCUUCGCACGGUCCGUACGUGACUGUGGAUGAUCUGAAGAACCCGAUGGAUGCAGUGUUUGCGUUCGAGAACGGAGGUCGAUCGACCGAACUGAACCACUGGAUCAUCUACGACUUCAAGAGCUUGAUCACGAUUGAGGAGUUCGGAAUGUACGUGAACAGCGUGUUCUUCCAGCAGCUGCCUCGUGACUUCGAGCUGCAGCGUCUGAUGUUCUGCUACGACGAUAGCUGCGUGUUUGAAGGAGAUAACGCUCUGGCGAACGCUCCCUGGGAGACUGUGCUGAGCGUCAAGGAUAUGGAAAAGACCAACGUCACAGCUUUGGGCGGAUUCCAGAACUACAAGCUGCCCCGUGCUGUGUCUGCUCGUUACUACCGUUUGUACAUCACGAAGAACUGGGGAAGUCCCGUGUAUACGAGCGUGAUCCAGGUGAAUUUCGUGGGCUCGAAUGCUGGGGACAACGAUAUGAAUCUUGCCCUGUGGGCGCCGGAGUCCCAGACUGUUUGGGAUAGGGACAAGACGUGGAUUGUGAGUGCGAUUGGCCACUCCACUCUGGAAACCUUCGUAACCUCCAAUCGUAGUGUGCUGUGGUACGACUUCAGUAGCACGGACAGCAAGGUGGAUCCUAUUCGUUUGAGUCACAUCCGUAUGAACGUUGCUGAAGUGGAUAUGAAUGAUGUUUGGAUUGAGAACAAGAAGGUGGCUUCGAAUGUGGUCAAGGACUUUGAGAUUAACACUGUGUACGGUCGCAUUGGAGAUAAGAUCAAGUUUGCUCUCCCUGGUUCGAUGGAAGAUGCGGAUUGUUGGACGGCAGAUAGCAAGGCCUUUGGUUCCGUGAUCGAUGUUCAUGAGGUCACACUGCAGUUCAGUGCUCUCACUUUCACCGGCUCUUUUAUCAUCGAGACGAACAACUCGUACUUUAUGGACUUGAACAAGGAUUCUACAAAUGGCAUCAAUGUUGCGAUCAAGAAGGAGCGGACGGUCCCUAUCUUUGUCCAGGAUACGGAUCAGGUCGCCUCCAUUAAGCUGGAGCAGCUUACCGGAGUGGAUAAGGCGGAUGUGACGAUCCGAUACACGAGCAACAAUUCCAUUACUGUGACGAUUUCUGUGUUGGAGCCUGCUCUGACGCAGCCCGACUUCAAGCUGAUCCUUCCGGGUGACAGCUCUGUGGAGUGCAGACAGUGUGACUACGUGGAUCGUUGCAAGGAUAAGGAGUUUACGAUCGCCCCUCAAAGCGACGCAUCUGGAAGUAUCUACACCCUGCAGAUCACGGACGAUAGUGAGUGCUCGAUGAGUGAUUUCUUGCUUAACCGCGAGUACCAAAUGAAAUACUCCUCCACUGAGCAGGGAUCUGGCAUCUUUACGUUCACUCCUGUUGAGUUCAUCAGCAGCAAGGUGCUGAUCAUCGCGAACCCGUCGUUGCAUUAUGGCGCGAAGGUCAUUGCGAGCGAGGUGAAGACUUGCCCGGCGACGAACGAGUGCACGAAUUUCAGCAAUACUCUUAUCUCCCAGCAGAUCGUCCACAAAGUGAAGGGUCAUGCGGCAGUCGGUGUGGUUAACGCUAUGCAAGGUGAUAAGGCGAACGUGAGUAUGACGUUCAUUUACAAUUCGGAUUAUCCCAAUCUGAACGCUCCUUUGUGCUACAAGUUCGGAGACCUUCCGUGGAAGCUCUACAAGAACUACAUGAUUGAUCUGCGAAGCGUGAUCGAUGUCACGCCGCGCAAGUUCAUUGUUGGAGAGGAGCGGGAAGUGACGAUUUCUGGAACGGAUGAAAGUAUUAGCGAAGGAGAUGAACUGCGCGUGCUGUGGAGAGGUGAGGACUGCAACAACCCAGACAAUUGGGUGAAGUUCUACAAUGGCGCCAAUUCCACGGUGCAGACUCUGAAAGUGGGAGCGGGCGGAAAGGUGCGCAUGAAUUUCCACGCCUCGCUUCCUGUGAGCCAGUCGCUCACUCUCUGCUACAAAUUCGCCGGUGAGAAUGAGGACUUUGUGAACUAUCCGCUGAUUACUUUCGACGUCAUGAAUCUGGUGAGCCUGGAGGCGUCUGACGCUACCUAUGCGAACGAUCUUGUUGUAGCGAAGCAGAAGAAGGAGUUUAUCAUCAAUGGAAAUGGCCUUUCGAACCUGGAUGACUUCUUCUUCGUUCAACAGACGGUGGACUACUGCGAUGAGGGAUCGAAGGUGGACGCCACGAUCAGCGAAAUCACGUUGCUCUCCCCGAACGAGCUGAGGUUCUCUGUCGUUUUCUCGCAGUCCUAUGUCGAUAUGUUGAAGAUUUGCUAUCGCUUUAGCAACUAUAACGAGGAGGUUAAGAGCGUCAUGAAUGACGCUCUGCCGCUGUACGUAGUGGCGAUUAGCGGCGUGAAUCCCACGUAUGGAUUUGCCAAGAAGAACUCUGUGCUGGUGAACUACUUCGGCAACUAUCCUUCCUCUUACACCAUGGGAGAUCAUGCAAAGUGGGUGUUGCAGGACUCGGAGGAGCCCGUUACUGUGGAUGUGGAUGUGAGCAAUCGAGGAAGCAACCACACCAGCAGUGUUGCGUUCGAGACGAAUGGAAAGUACAUUCUGAGCUACCAGUUUGGAAACGAGCCAUUCAUGGAGUAUCCUGAUAUCUAUAUGCAUGCUCUGGAGCUGAUUGGCUUGAAUAACUCGCAUGCAGUGGUCGGUUGUCUGUACCGUCCCGAGAUGGAGCUCUAUUACUACCGUGCGUUGACGGAUCCGAAUGUGAGGGACAGUUUGUCCUUCAAGAGAGUGGGCGGAAGUUGCAUGAACCCGGACGAUAAGCUCCCGAUUCUGAGCGCGAAUGGAGCCCAGAGCAACUACACCGACGUGCUGAAUGACGAGGAGAAGGGUGAUCGCACGGCGUAUGCUGAGUUCUUGGUGCAGGACAUUUCUGGAGGCGACUAUUCCUUCUGCUACAGAUGGGGUAAUAAGGAGGUGAUCGAUUAUUCGAACAUCCAGGUUACCUUCUACAGCUUUACUGGUUUCAGCAUUGCCGGAGGCAGCGCUUCGGAUUCCUUGGUGGAGAGAAUUGAAAAGACGAUGAAUGUGAUGGGAAGCGGCGUGGAUGAGGCGGAUGAAAUCCGUCUGAUUGUUCCUAGAGGCUCGAGCGACCCCAUGUGCACCGUGGAAGCCAACAAGGGUGAUGACGAGUGCGAGGCUCCUUUCGAGGACAAGACGUUCACGGUGAACUCCAACAAGCAGGUGAACAUUUUGGUGGAGUCGGUUCCUUCCGGAAAGCUGCAGGUGUGCUACAAGUUCAAGAACGUGGGCUAUUUCGUGAAGAUGCCGGUGUACCUCACCGUGUCUGGACUGAACAGCGUGACUGUGAACCAGGGUUCGGCGGAUGUGAUGGUCGUGGGCGUUGAGAAGACGUUCACGUUCAAUGGACUGGGCAUUGAUAGCGGAGAUCGCGUGUACUGGGGUCUGACCUGCAGUGGCGAGCAGAGCGAUAUGAUUUCGCAGGAAGUACUGUUGGACGAGAAUCUGUCGGCCACGUUCCUGUUCACCAGCCCCACGACCACGGAUUUGAUUCUCUGCUUCGGUCAUGCUCAGGAAGAGUACCGAGGCUACCCGAACUACCAUCUGACUGUGAAGGAGUUGCAGACCGUGAGCAGUGUCGAUCCGAACGGCCAGACGGAUUUGGCCAUCGUGGACCAGGCGAAGACGGUGGAGUUCCGCGGCGUUGGUAUUGCGAGCGGUACGGUGGAUGUGGCUCGCUGGGUGCGCGGCACGUCCUGCGAGAGCGAUGUGGUGCCUCUGAUGAGCUCGAGCACGAUCGACAUGGGAUCGAUUGACUUCGAGGUGGAUCCCAACGAUGCGGACCGCUACUUGCAGAUCACUUCGUCGAGCACCCGCCUGGGAAGCGCGAUGAAGGCCGCCAGCUCCUCCGCGAACUCGGUGGUUGUGGGAUCGGACCACACCGCCUCGUUCCUGUUUGCAGAGGAUUCUUCGGAGCAGGAGAACGAGCGUUUCUUCCUGUGCUACAAGUUUGGUGACGAGCCCUUCAAGUUGUACGACGAGAUUACGAUGCGCGUGUACGAUUUGUACGAUGCCGCCAGUUACAGCAAGGACGACAAGAGCGACAGCAAGUACCUGGUCGCUGCGGGAGCGAUGUCGACGGUCGAGUUUUCGGGCUAUGGCAUUGCUGAGGGCGAUCGUGCCUACUGGGUGAAGAGCGAUCGUACUUGCCGACCGAUGAACGCGCUGCCGAUCACGUCGCUGCACCUCUAUGAGGAGAACAUUGUGUACGUGGACGCUCUCUUGAAGACGACGGUGAACUUUGUGAACGGAUACGAUGGAGCUGUGUCGCUUUGCUACCAGUUCCAGAACGAGAUGCCCAAGCGUUACAACUUCCCCUACCACGUGGCGCGUGUGAAUGGCGUGCGCAAUGUGGAUGGCACGAAUGUGUUCGUGGGAGGUGUUCCUGUGAAGCUCACCUUCUAUGGAUACCACGUCAACGAAGAAUCGCAGUUUGACGAGUUUGGCUGGACGAAGGGCGAGGAUUGCUCUGCCUCCAAUCUGGUGACUAUGCUGAACGUGGAUACGCAGGAGAAGGUCACGAUGCACGCUCUGAAUGGCGGCAACCGCGAGGCCACCGUCCAGUUCCUGGAGGGAGGCACGUUCUCGCUGUGCCACAUUUUCGGUAAGGAGGAGAUCGUGCACUACGCGGAUGUCCAGAUCGAGGUGCGCAUCAUUGAGGAAAUCAUUCCUUGGUGGACUCCUGAGGAGUCGGCCAUGGGUUACAGCAUGGCUCGCGUGGCCGUGAAGGGCGCUAUGAAGCGCUGGAAUGUGCGCGGCGUCUUUGAGACUGGAGAUUUGCUUCGCUUCGCUAUGACGGGAGACUGCAACUGCAACUUGGCUCGCAUGUCGACCCCGAUGGCUCCCACUCUGGAGAUGACUGAGAUUCCGAUCCAGCGCGACGAAGUGACCGGCAACUAUUACUUCACGGUUGCGUUCCUCGACGCGAUGGACGUGUACAACCAGCCCUUCACUGUGUGCUACCGUUCUCGCAGCGAUCUGCUGUACUACCCCACGACGAUGAAGAUUGAGGUGUACACAAUUGAGGAGAUCAACUCGUCCGUGGGAGCUACGAACGUGCUGGUCGUAGGAGAGGAGAAGACGUUGGAGUUCUCGAGCUCGAAGAACGUGGGUGUGAGCGUAAAGGACAAGAUCGGCUUCUCGCUGAACAGCAACUGCGAUCAGCUGGAGCUUGCUCCUGUGCAGUUGAAUGAGAACUACGAAGCGUCCGUGAAGAUCGAUGUGAGCUAUUACAACAACUUCAACCUGUGCUACCAGUUCGACGGCCAGCCUUUCAUGAGUCUGGGCAUUGUCCGUGUGUUCGAUGUGAUGGAUGUGGUUGCGACAUGCGACAACUGCUCGAACAACACCUCGAUCAUGUACGUGACGAAGGAGUUCGAGUUCCGCAUCAACGGCCAGCAUUUGGAGGGAGUGCCCGAGUACGCGAAGUGGGUGUAUGGCGACGAGGGAUGCGAUGGUCGUGCCGCGCUGCUUUCUGAGACGGAGGGAGAGACUCCGAAGGACUACUCUUCGGAGUUGAUCGAGAUCACGGAGGUCGUGGCGGAGAGCGCUGCGAAUGUGUCGAAGCUGAUCCAGUCCUCGACGGAGGUGGUGAACGCGCUGCAGAUCGUUUCGGGCAAGAUGUCGCUGACGUUCUUGCAGAGCUCGUAUCCGGCCGUGGACAACGAGUUCCGUCUGUGCUACAAGUUUGGUGACGAGCCGUUCAAGCUGUAUCCCGACAUCCGCAUGACGGUGGUUGGAAUCGAUUCGAUUUCUUCGAACAAGGGCAUGUACUCCACGAUGCUGGUGAACGAGCCCGAGACGUGGGUGGUCCAGGGUUUCGGAUUCUCGGACAAGGACAAGAUGCGUCUGGUCGUGGGCAUGGACUGCCAUGAAAACAUCAUGGCGGAGACGGACGUGUAUGCCACCAAUCCUGUGGAGGCCUAUGUGAAGGAUCUGACCAUUGCGCAGGCCAGCGCGUCCAUGAUGACGUUGUGCUGGAAGUUCGAUGAGGAGGACUACACGCUGAUGCCCAAGUUCACGGUGACUGUGAACGACGUGACGAGCGCGACCCCUGCGUUCGCCAUCCAGGGCAUUUCCCGCACCUUCGAGUAUGAAGGACUGGGCGUGAAGAUGGGCGAUCGGAUUCGCUACGCUACGGGAGACUGCGAGCACGGCAUUGCUCUCUACGACGGCAUUUCGGAUAAGAAACUGGCCAGCGACCACACGGUGAGUCUGAAGUUCGAUGCGGCCAGCCUUCUGCCCUACAAGCUGUGCUACAAGUUCGAUGAGGAGCCUUACAAGCAGUACAGCGCGUUCACCGUUGAUGUGGCUACCGUAACCGGCAUGCGCUACGACGGAAUUGACUACACCUCGCUGACGCUCGGUUUGGGCGUGGAUUACCAGAUCACUGUGACGGGUAUCAAUGUGCACGCUGGAGACCGUAUCCAGUUCGUGCCUUCGCGCUACCAGGACUGCCAGUCGAUCUCUUCGACCAAUCCUCCUCUCUUUGACACUCCGUAUGUGGUGGAGGGCGACGUGGACAAGGAGAGCGUGAAGUUCACCGUGCGAGGCGAGAUUUCUGGAAGCUACAAGAUGUGCUACGCCUUCGGCUCUGAGCUGGAGAUGGUGCUCUACCCUGAUUACACGCUGGUGUUCCAGGGAGUGCUGGAUGUGGUUGCGGAUUAUGGAGACGACUUCGUCCUCGUGGCGGGUCAUGAGAAGACGUUCACCAUCACGGGAACGGACGGUGUGGGCACGGGCGAUCGUGUCUCCCUGACUCGCACUGCUCGUUGCGAGGAUGCGGAUUAUGUGGCGCUGAACGCGGAGGAAGCCAAGUUCGUGACUGUGGACGCGAACAAUCGGAUCGCGAUUACUGUGCAGGAGACUUCGUCCAAUGCGGAGCUGAGUUCGAUGGACGGCUCGCACCACUGCUUCGGUAUGUGCUACAGCUACAAGGAUUCUCCGGAUACGAUUCUCAUGAGUCGUUUCUGCUACGCGACUGCGGAUAUCAUGCCGAUGACGAUCGACGUGAUUCAGGGUCAGCCGACGCAGCUGCAGCUCGAGGGUUACAUGUUCCAGGACGGUGAUCAGUACGUGUGGACGACUGCCUCCGACAGUUCUUGCGAGGACGCGAAUCGUGCUGGUUUCGUCUCUUCGGCUGAGGGAGAGGCGAUGCACUCUCUUGGAAAGGCGGUUCCGUUCUACCCCGUUCCUAGCACGGGCUACAUUGAGGAGGACAGCACGGAGCUGUACAACUUGCUCUCUUCCUUCCAGGAUGCUUCUUCGCUGAGCCAUGUGGAGUCUGCUUCGUUCGAUUCUGCCGUGGUGGAGGCUGGUUUGUAUGACGAGUCGAACAACGCCCUGUCUGCUUCUCUGUGCUACAAGUUCGGUAGCGAGCCGAUGUACCGCUUCGACUUGUCUGUGGACACUCUUCGCAUGACGGAAGUCACUCCUUCCGUCGUGACGCUGAAUGCCGAUGCGGUGCUCCGUGUGUCGCUGAGCCGCCCGAUUACCAAUGCUGUCGUGAAGUUUGUUGCCUCGGGCUCGAGUUGCAGCAGCAGCAGCAACAUUCUUGUUGUUGGCGGAGCUUCGGAGUUUAACGCUACACAGGAGAUCGCGGGUAAGGUCACUGUGGAGGGCGUUGCGGAAGAGUCGUACACUCCUUGCUUGCGUCUUGGAGUUGGCGAGUAUCACGCCUUCGAUCAGUUCUCUGUGCGCUUGGUCCACUUCGCGAUGAAGACCGAGGAGUUGCUUGUGGCGGACUAUCCUUCGACGCUCACCGUCACGUCGCGCGUUGGCGUGCUGGCUUCGGACAAGUGCUACUUCACCGCGAGCGAUUCUUGCACUGGUGGAGUGGGUGCGAUGGAUCUGAUCAUCGAUGGCGUGAGAACGACGACCUUCAGUCCCGCUGCUGACUUCAUCAGCCUGACGUUCCUGAGCUCUGGCAAGGAGCUGAAUCUGUGCUGCCAGUUCGCCGAUGGCGAGAUGCAGCUGGUGCAGACGAACGUGAUUGUGGAGAUUGCCCAGUUGCUCCAUCUGCGAGGUCUGAAUGUGCACUACUCGAUGCUGCCCUACAACAUGGAGAAGCAGAUGCGCCUGUACGGAAGCGGCUUGGUGAGCGGCGAGUUCUGGCUGACUCGGACGGACGCGGAGUGCGACGACUUGAAUGGUCGUCUGGAGCUGGAGGGCGCGACGAACAAUGCCGUGAGCGUGCUUCCGGGCCAGAACAAUGAAGUGUCGAUGGUGUCUCUGGGUCGCGAUAUUGAAACGUACACGCUGUGCUACAACUAUCGCAGCACGGCGACCUACCGCUACGACCAGUUCCAGUUCUAUUCGAUCAGCAUGAACGAGAUCGUGGCUGCCAACGGAGAGAACUUCAAGGCGGUGGUGAAUGUGCCCAAGACAUUCUACGUGUAUGGAUCGCACCUGAGCACCAACGACUACAUCGGAUUCUCGUACGACGAGGGCUGCAGCAGCAGCAACAUGGUUUCGAUCGUGGAAGGAGACGGUCAUUACGUCCCGCUGCAGCAGAACGCGGAGGGAACGCUGUUCUUCGUGGUGACCUUCUUGGAGAACUCGGAGAGCGCGCCGGCGGGAGAGUUCCGUCUGUGCUUCAACUCGUAUCUGAACGGCAACAUUCCGGUGGACUUCAAGAUGAAGGUGUUCGAGCUGCUGCAGAGCCAGUGGAGCCAGGACGUGACGACGGCCACGGGCGAGUCCGUGACGAUUGUGGACACGGAGGGCGAGAAGAUGUCGGUCAAGGGCUUCCGUGUGAACGACAACACCAACCAGCAGGAUCGCGUGAAGUUCGUGAAACAGGGCGGCAGCGAGGAAGAGGCGCUGGAGUUCAUUGGAGCGGACGAGGGCACGGGCGAUCGUCUUCCCGCGUUCUCGAGCCUUCCCGAUAAGAGUUCUGCCUCCGUCUCCUCGUCGAAUGUGAUCAGCGCGUCGGACAAGGUGGAGUCGAUCCGUUCUGCGUUCCAGUCUGCUCAGGAUGUCGGUACCGUGGCGUACAUUGAUAAUGCGGCGUUGGUGGAGGGCUUCGAUGGCUCGACCAACGGCAUUCGCUUCAUGGAUUCUGUGGAGAACGAAGUGGUGGAGCCGUUCGUGCAGUUCGGCUACGAGGACUUCGCUCGCUCUCCCAAGGCGGCGUUCGAGCUGUUCCACAUUGACGAUUUCCGCAGCGUGGCGGAGGAGAGCGGCGCCCACGAUGUGGUUGUGGACAUGCCGAAGGCGUUCCGUCUGGUUGGUGCGAAGGUGAGCGAGGGAGACAAGUUCUGGUUCGUGGAGCCGUCGCUGACCUGCGCGGACCAGAAGGCGGAGAUCACGCUCAAUGGCGUGAAGGGUCGUCAGGAAGUGGUGGUGGAGGCGAACGCGACCGAGUUCCUGCUGACGUUCCAUGACAAGGUGCCGACUCUGAGGCUGUGCUACCAGUUCAGCGCGCGCGCGGACGUUGUGAAGGACUACGCGUCGAUCCAGCUGUCUCUGCACACGAUCAACGCGAUCGCGCCUUCUUCGGUGCGAGUGAACAAGUGGUCGGAUGUGGAGUUCACGGACGCGAUUGGCAUGAGCAUGGGCGACCAUGUCCGCUGGAUUGCGAACGACGGCGUGAGCGACUGCUCGCAGAACAUCAUUGCUUCCGGCGAGAUUGCCUCGAACACGUCGACGGCGAGCUUCUUCUUCCGCCAGCCUGUGGGCGGCGUGAGCUCUGUGUAUCUGUGCUACAAGUUCGGCGAGGAAGAGUGGAUGGCGUACGCGUCGCUGAAGAUCCAGCUGGCCGAGACGAUGAGCAUGAUGCCUCACGACGCCGUGCUCUCGCUGCCUCGCGAGUUCACGGUGCAGGGAAGCGCUCAGAAGGAGGAGGAUCGCUUCGCGUUCGUGCCGAUGGCGGAGAGCUGCGAGGGCGUGACGAACGCGGUGGCGGCGACCUCUCUGGGCGAGCACAUCGUGUCCUUCACGUGGACGUUCACUUCGGCGGAUUCGCAGUGGAAGCUCUGCUACCUGUCGGAGGGCGUGUGGAUGGAGUACGCGGAUCUGGACUUCCUGGUGAGUGUGUACACGGUGACGGCCAUGCCUACGGUGGAUAUGGGAGCGAACGAGAUCCUGGUUUCUUCGCUGCAGAAGGACUUCAUGAUUGAGGGCGUGGGCACGGACAACGAGGCCAACUCGCUGUUCUUCGUCCCUGCCGCAUCGGAGGGCUGCUCUGCGAACUAUGACAUUGCGGUGGAGCCUCUGGGCAACAGCCGAUACCGCCUGUCGACCAACGUGCCGAGCGGCGUAUACGAGCUGUGCUACCAGUUCUCGAGCUUCCAGGCAGUGCGCUACCCGACCAUCCAGAAGACCGUGAUCAGUUUCACCGCGCUGAACGUGGCGGAGGGCGAUGUGACGGUGGCUGUGAAGGAUAUUGCGUCGACCUACUCGGUCUCUGUGCAGAACAUGCAGCAGCUGCAGGACGACGAUCAUCUGUGGUUCGGUCGUAGCGGAACGGAGUGUGCCGAGGCGGUGCCCAUGGUGGAUGCCACUGGCGCGACCGUCAACGAGCUGGUGUUCGCUCAUCCCUACACGAACACGCACUCUGUGAGCAUCACGGAGACGGGAACGUUCGACGUGUGCUACCGCUUCGCGUUCGAGCAGACGCUGCGCACUGGCUUCGUGGUGAAUGUGAAGGACGUGACGGGCCGUUCUCCUGCCUACGUGUACGACAACAUUCCCAGCCCCGUCUCGUUCAUGGGUGUGGGAAUCGGAAGCGGCGAUAUCGCUCGAUGGAUUCCCACGGGCGAGGAUUGCAGCUCGGCGAACGCGAUCUCGGCUGUGGUCAGCGGUACUUCGGCGACCUACACGAUUACUCCGGUGAGCCAGGAGGGCGAGUACUUCGAGCUGUGCUACCAAUUCUCGGGCUCGCCGGUGAUGAAGCACUACCCUGCUCUGACGAUGGUGGUGAGACCUGUGGGCGUGUUCGAGGUGUCGCUGGGUUGCCGCAAGUACGUGGAGUGGAAGGUGACGAUGUCCGCGAGCGCCCCGGAGACUGUGCCGAUGACGUACACGCGCGAGGACGCGAACGUCGUGGCCUUUGAGAUGAAGCGCGGUGCUACGCAGUCGGAGGUGAAGCGUGGUCUGAACGGCCUGGGCGCUGUGCGUGUGACCUCGACGCCUGCUGCCUCGGGUGCGGAUUCGGUGUACUACAUGGUGUUCUUGGAAGACGAGUGCUCGAAUGCGAACAUGACCUCGCCUUGCGCGUUGUCUAGCAGCAGUGCUGUCGCGGGUGUGACUGUGACGCGCGAGCGUAUUCUGGACGAGUGUAUGGCGGCCUCCAACGUGGAGAAGACGCUGCGUGUGCACGGAUCGGUGGGCAUGAACGAUCGUCUGUUCUUCGUGGAUUCGGAGAGCGAGUGUACUGUGGAGAACGCGGCCAAUGCCGCCACGAUGAAGGAGUGCGAUUUGGAGAAGGAGGAGUGUCUGUCGUCUAUGACUUUCACCGCCUCGACUUACAGCGACAUGGUGGUGCAGCUGACCUGCCAGACGAACGAGGCGUACUCUUCGACGGAGGGUCUGUACAUGGCGAUGCGCUUGGAUGGUCAGAUCUCUGUGCUGUACCCGGAUUCGAGCUUCAGCAGCAUCUCCCAGGACAUGAUUGUGCGCGAGGUGUCCACGGUGAACAUCCCUGCGUUGAAGGCGAUGCUUUCCGAGUUCUACGGAGUUACCAGUGUCGACGUUGCUUCGAACUACAACACCUUCUGCCCGACGAACGCCGGCGAGAGCUACACUCACACUGUGACGCUUCACGGCGUGCGUGCUGAGUACGCUGCUGGCUACCAGCCGAUCUCUGUGUCGUUCUUCACGCUGCAGGACCUUCAGUUCGUCCCUACGACCUCGACCAAGUUCUCCGUGUCGGGUGUGGUGGAAUCGUAUGGACGUCGCUCGAAGAGUCUGUGCUACGCGUUCAACGGCAACGUGCUGCAGUACUACCCGGACGUGACGAUGGAGGUGUACGACGUGGAAGCUCCGGUGGUGGGAGCGGAGAGCGCCUUGACGAACUCCGUGUUCCACUCGACGGGCAGCGAGUUCACGAUCGCCUUCAACGGCGUCGCGGAGCGCUGCAAGCCGGAGACGGUGGCGAACUUCCAGAUCAACGGCCGUCCUUCGAUCGACGCGCACUUCCUGUACCUGUCGAAUUUCCACAACCUGAUUACGGACUUUGAAACGGAUACGACGGCGAAGCUGGCCGCCGGAAGCGAGGCUUGGAUGGUUCCCGACUUCGCGCAGUGCAAGAAGAUCAGCCGUCUGUACUGGCUGCCGAGAGGAGAGACGAACCGCCGCGUGCAGUCCAUCAACUACCAGUACUCGAACCAGAUCGGCGGACCCUGGUCGCCUUCGUUCUUGGAUGUGAACGUGGACUUCUCCUCGCUGACCGGAUUCUACGGACUGAGCAGCAAGGGCCGCUUCGUGAAGAUGAUUUUCGAGAAGAGCGUGCUGGAUGCGUUCUACGUGAUCUCCGAUCCGAUCUUCGUCGGCCAGGACUGCGACUACGCUGCUUCGACCGACUUCCGUCCUCAGGUGCAGAUUUCCUGCACGAAUCCUUCGAAGUGCGGCUCGUACUCGACGGUGCUGGAUCUGAGCACGUGCUCGCGCUCGGCUGUGGUGAGCGGCUUGCCGUAUGGAGAGUACUCGAUCCAGUAUCGCGUGUCCAGCGACGACAUGUGGGCCACGAUUCCCAACACGCCGACCGUGGAUGUUCUGAUGUUGAGCACGAUUCAGCCGAACCGUCUGAUUGCUGGUGAGUCUUCGCCGAUCACGUUGAGUCUGUCGUCGGGAAGCGUUGCUCAGAAUGGCGACCGCAUUCGUUUGGUGAAGGUGCCUGCUGGCUUCUCGAGCGUGAAUCCUUGCUCCGAGUUCGGCUAUCCUCUGCCUGAGACGAUGACCAUUUCCUUCAUGGCUGCUACGGACGUGAACGGCGAGCAGCACAUUGCUGUGACGAACGGAAACGACUUCACCUCGCUGCUGUCGGUGGGCGACAAGGUGAUCGUGCUGGACACGGUGGGUCUGAAGGCGUACAAGAUGACGAUUUCGCAGCUGUCGGCCACGCAGAUGACCUUCGUCGAGAAUCUGAAUGAGGUGGACACGACGCAAGAGUUCGUGCUGCAGCUGUUCAACGAGUAUUCUGUGGAGGUGGUGGACGGCGUGACGCGCACGACCGAGGCGGUUUCCUUCCUGACUCCGAGCUCGGAUGUGUCUGCCUGCUACAUUCGCCAGCCGCUGGAGCGCAACAGCUGGUACGAGCUUCCGAACGUGUUCAACGUGGUGGCCGUGGAGUCGAUCGCUGUGGAGAACGUGAUGGAGCCUUCUCGCCGCAUCCCGGUGGUGAAGGAUCUUCCUGUGACGAUCCAGUUCCGCGGUUCGGGCCUGCGUGUGGGCGAUCGCGCCUACUUCGUGCCUAUGGGAAGCGAGUGCAGCAGCGGAUCGGCGGCUCCGGUGGCGCCGGUGGAGCUGGAUUCGUUCGGCGUGGAGUACACGUUCGGCGAGUUUGUGUUCUCGGAUGCGGAGGAGUACGAGCUGUGCUACAUGUACAGCAGCGCCGUCCUGCCGGGCACCAGCGUGGAGGAGGCGACCUUCUACAAGGUGAGCGGCCUGGUGGUUGCUGCGAACACGGUGCUGAGCGUGGCCUCGGUGAGCAAGGGUGUGACGACGGGAUUCGUUUCGGACUACGAGAAGGACAUUACGUUCUCGCUGGUGGAGCAUACGGUGAUGGAGAACUCGUUCUACGUGGUUUCGGGCCAGGCUACGAGCUGCUCGGAGGAUGCUUCUGUGGGCAUGAACGUGACCGCUCUGUCUUCGUCUUCGUUCCGCGUGACCUUCACUUCUGUCGGUCUGGAGACGAGCCAGCCUCUGCAGCUGUGCUUCCGCUUCGGCAACUAUCCUGCGCAGCUGUACCCGUCGAUCACGUUCAAGGUGACGGAGCUGUUCGGACUGACGGGCAACCUGGUGGACGAGGACGGUUAUCUGGAUCAGGCGGUGGUGGACGGCAGCAAGCCGCUGUCCAUCUACGGAAUGCAGCUGGCCACUGGAGACUACAUCAAGUUCAUCGGUCUUGACGAGGACUGCGACACGAACACGGGCUUCGGCCGCCGCCUGGAGGUGGUCCAGCCCGAAGACGACCCGAACGCGAGCAUGGUGACCUGCCCCGAGGGCUCUGCGCUGUGCCAGGCGACGAUGCACUUCAACCGCGAGAGCAUGGACGACGUGCACGCGUGCUACUGGUUCUUCAACGACCCCGGCUACUGGAAGAGCUAUCCUUACUCGCUGCGCGUGACGCAGCCCGGCGAUCUGCUGUUCACUUCGGUGGAGGGCCUGAACGACCGCGGUCUGGUGGCCGGCAACACCAAGACGUUCCACAUCCGCGGCAACGGUGCCACGUACGGAGACAAGGUGUACUUGGUGGAGGACCAGCAGAACUGCAUGGAGGAGAACGCCUGGGACAACCGCGUGUUCCUCACGGAGGUGACGGAGCUGAACAACGUGUUCGCGGUGGUGGUGAGCAUGAGCUACGUGACGCCCGGCUCGAAUCUGCGUCUGUGCUACCAGUUCUCUACGCUGCCCGCGUUCAACGACAAGGUGAGCGGCCUGUUCCACAUCAACGCGAUUACGGGCAUCGACGCGGACUUGACGAGCGGCAGCACUUCGAUCGCCAUUGCUGGCAUGAGCAAGAACUACUACUUGACGGGCGUUGGCUUCUCGAUGGGAGACCAGGUCGCUUGGGUGACGGAGGAGGAGACGUGCGAGCAGUCGUCUCACAUGACUGCGGUGCUGAUGGAUACGGAGAACGGCGCCUACUACUCGCCGGUGCUGUUCACCUCUGUGGAGGCGGGCAAGACGUUCCGUCUGUGCUACAAGUUCGCGUACGAGAGCUGGAUGGAGUAUGCGAACAUCACGGUGAUGGUGAAGCAGUACGGAGGCAUCAGCAUGACCUCGGCGGGCGCCAGCGACGUGCUGGUGCUCAGCACGGCGAAGACCUUCUUCCUGGACGAUGCCUACUCGACGUACGGAUACAGCACGAGCGAUCGGGUGCAUCUGGUGAACAACGGCGACGACUGCGCCGUGUCGGCGAACUAUCUGUACUCCGCUCCUGUCCUUGCGUCCGUGUCCUCGACGCCUCGCUUCCAGUUCACGCUGGAGUUGGACGAGUCGUUCGCGGGAAAGACCUGCCGUAUCUGCUACGCGUUCGGAAACGAGGUUGCCUACGCUACUUCGGAUCUGAUCCGCGUGAAGGGCAUGACCGGAUUCGUGGGUGUGCUGGACGUGACGACGAUCGACACGGAGCAGAGCGUGACGACGGCUGUGCUGAAUGUGGAGAAGAAGCUGGUGUUCCCGAGCAACAUGAACAUUGACUACACGGACCGCUUCCUGUUCGUCGAGAGCGAGAGCGCUUGCGAGAGCGCCACGGCGCUGCUGCCUCUGAACUCGGAGGCGAUGAUCUUGUACGUGAGCGUGCUGCGCACGAAUGCGCAGGACGUGGGCAAGCAGUUCUACGGAUGCAUGAAGUUCGGAUCGGAGCCGAAUACGUUCCUGCCUGGCGUGACCCUUCAGGUGAAGAGCUUCAACGGAAUGGAGGCGAUGGAGGGCGCGAACGACGUGCUGGUGCUGAGCCAGGCGAAGACGUUCGACAUCGACGCGACUGGCGGCGCCGGCGAGGGAGAUGCGGUGAUCAUCGCGCCGUCGGCCUGCACGGAUGUGAACGCUCCGAACCGCCUGGUGUUCCCGGUGGUGAAGAGCAGCGGAGACAAGAUCCAGGUGACGAUGCAGAUCGAGCCGGCGAACGUGGAGACGAUUCGUCAGUGGAACGUCUGCUACCGCUUCGUGUCGGAGUUGCCGACGGCGACCUCGCUGUCGAUGAACAUUCUGGGAUUCGCGUCGGCGGAUGCCAUGAGCGUGAACGUGGGAAGCAAGCAGAUGGCCAUCGUGGGCAAGUCCAAGAUUUAUUCGUUCGCGGGUGUGGAAGGUGCGCUGGAGGGCGACGAAGUGGCUCUGGGCUGCUCGUGCGACAACGACACCUAUGUGAUGCAGCCGCUGGAUAGCACGCUGUCUGUGUCGAUGAUGCUGGAGACCAAGCCUUCCUGCGCGGUGGGCGUGUGCUACCGCUUCCGCGAGGAGAUGCCGAUCUUCUAUGCUUGGAACAUGGUCGUGCAGGAGCUGGAGACUGUGAACGACGAGACUGCGCUGUCGCUGAAUAUGCUGGCCGGAAGCAGCAUGGUGCUGCGUUUCGGAGGCGCCUCGAGCACGAACGAUCGCAUGAAGCUGGUCAGCGCGACGAGCUCUUGCGUUGCUUCGAUUGACGACUUCAGCGAUGCGUACGGCUCCGAGAUUCCGGACCUGUGGGUGGCUUCUGUGGCGGUUUCGGACGACCAGAGCCACAGCGUUGUGACGCUGGGCGGAAACAACGACAUUCGCAACUACUUCGAUUCUCUGCAGGUGACGAUGGUGGACAAUACGCUGUCGGAGCAGAAGGCGCUGAUCAUCGGAGGCCGGCUGGUGUACGUGAACAACUACAACAGCGAGACGCGCGCGCUGUCUCUGGACCGCGUCUACAGCUCUCUGGAGGUGGGCGCGACGCUGAAGGCGGCUCACACGCACGGUCUGACCGUUUCGCAGAACGUGUACCAGGCGGAGGUGACGCUGCCGCUGUCCUACAACAACGAGGGCGUGCUGAAGCUCUGCUACGCGUUCGCUGGAGAUGCCUUCUUCGACUACGAGCAGUUCGUGGUGAAUGUGUAUCAGAUGCUGCCUGAGGCCUCGGAGACGCGCGGCGUGCAGCCGCUGGUGAUGCUGAGCGGCAUGACGAACGUGAUGACGCUGAACGGAACGGGUCUGAGCUCGGGCGACAAGAUCAAGCUGGUGAACGUGAUCGAGGACUGCAGCGCGGAGGCGGUGGUGGAGAGCCCGGUGGAGUGCGUGGACUCGCACUGCAGCGCGGUGAUCGAGACGGGCGUGUCGGGAUCGUUCCUUCUGUGCUACGAGUUCGCGAACAACCUGGGCACGCAGACGACGUACCAGUCGGUGGAUCUGGUGUCCAGCCAGGUGCAGGGCCAGAGUUCGGAGUACAACGUGUGGUUCAGCGUGGCCAACCAGGAGCACGUGAUCAUCUACAACACCACCAAGGAGGACAGCUUCAAGCAGACCUUGGUGCCGACCUUCGUGGAGCAGCUGAGCAACACGUUCACGGCGAGCGGCGAGCUGGAGACGGUGCUUCGUCCCGAGGGAUCGCUGGUGCUGUUCUCGAGCAGCAGCGCCUCGGCCGAGUACUUGUUCCUGACGAACCACAACGCGAAUAUGCUGGCCGAUGUGAUGGAGUUCGUGGUGGUGGUGGACUGCGAGCAGUUCCGCGCGGUGACGAUGCGUGUGCGCGUGCUCGUCGAUGGUGCGCAGAUCAUGGAGCAGACCGUGACCAUUCCGGAGUCGGGUGUGCACCGCAUCACCUUCACGUCUGCGAUGAUUCCCACGGAGGCUGCGCGCCGUCGUCUGUCCGAGUUCAGCGGCGUGAUCAGCUACGCGCUGCAGAUCUCGACCACGGCGACCAACAUGUUCACGUUCCACCGCACGUACAGCGAGAUGACGAUGUCGAUGGACGCUGUGGAGUCUUUCAAGUACGUGGAGAACGACUGUCUGGAGGAGCCGAUCGCGUCGGGCACGCUGAGCCAGGAGGACAACACGGUGACCUGGACGUUCGCCCAGGGCUCGGAGAACAAGGCGCUGAAGCUGUGCUACAGUCUGGGCGCUUCGAGAUACGCGGAGUGCGGAACGGAGUACAACAUGUACGUGGGAGACGUGACUGCGCUCACGAGCGAAGUGGGCGAUCCCGCGCACGUGGUCGUGGGUAUUCCCAAGGUGUUCGGACUGGAGGGAUCGUGGAUCCAGGAGAACGACAAGCUCUACUUCGCCUACCAGGAGAUCGAGACGGAGGUCAUGACGGUGAGCGCGAACCGCACGUUCCUGAUGGAUCUGCAGAGCGCGCCGACCUCAGAGCCGAUGGCGCUGCACUACAAGUUCAACUCGAUGCCCUACCAGACGUUCGAGCAGCUGACCGUCCAGGUGGACUAUGUGUCCUCCGUGGUCUUCUCGGGCGAGGAGGGCUACAUGGCUGUGGGCGUGCCUGUGCUGGUGGAAGUGACCGGAAGCGGUUUCCGCGACACGGACUCGAUCUUCUUCGUGGAGGAGAAUGACGCCUGCGAGGUGGACUCGGGACUGGGCCUGAGCCUGGUGACUGUGGAGGUGACGGAGGUGACGACGACGAGCGUGAAGGCGACCGCGAGCGCUCUGGCUGCUGCUUCGGGUCACAAUCUGAAGAUGUGCUACGCGUUCUCGGAGGAGGGAGCGAUUGCCGUGUCGGAUUCGAUCGCUGUGAUGGAGUUCGCCGCGGUGGAGACGACGAUGGGAAGUGUCAACGUGGCGGUUGCUGGCCAGGCCAAGACGGUGCGUGUGAUUGGCACGGGUCUGCGCGUCGGCGAUGUGAUCAGCUUCCACGCGACGGAGGAUUGCAGCUCCGCGGCGGUGGCUAGCUUCGCGGUGACGGACUCGGACGACGGUUUGGUGGCGACGUACCUGUUCAGCGCGGGCAGCAAUGGUGCCAGCUACGCGAUGUGCUACCAGUUCGGCCAGUCGACGACGAACGUGGUGCGUCUCAGCGCGUUCGAUGUGGUGGUGAAGGCGUUCGAGAGCUUCCUGGAUACGAUGGUGGAGUCGGAGAUUUCCUUCUUCGUGUCGCGCAACGCCAAGCCGGUGCGUGUGGUCGCCGACGGAUUUGCUGCCGGCGAUGAGCUGGCGUUCACUGCGGGCGCGGAUUGCGCGUCGCUGCUGCCUCUGUCGGUGGACGGCGUGGAGGCGAGCUCGCUGCCGCUGACGACGGUGAUGACGACGGUGAACAUCUACGAGGAGGUGACUUCUGGCAGCAUCCACGUGUGCUACAAGUUCGGAUCGGAGCCGUUCGCGUUCAUCCCGAACGCGUACGUGCUGUACUCGCUGAGCGUGUCUGCUGCGGAGGGACUGAGUGUGAGCAGCAUCGUCGCUGGCCAGAGCAAGACCUUCACCUUCACGCGCAGCCACAUCAACGCGGAGGACUACUUCUACUUCGUGCCUGCGACUGCGACGGCGUGCUACUCGACGGACAUGAUUCCCUCGAUCGGCAACGUGAUGAUUGGCGAGCAGACCUCGGUGACGCUGACCGUGUCGCAGCACAGCGAGAACCAGUACUACCAGCUCUGCUACGUGUUCGCCGGAGAAGAGCCUCAGCUGCUCGGCUCGAACGGAGCGUUCAGCCCCGCGAAGUGGGAUCUGAUGGUGAAGGGCGUGGUUGCGUUCACGAACGGAAGCGUGGUCGCGAAGCAGCCGAAGGAGGUGGCCGUGGACAUCUACGGCGUGAGCGACGCGGACGAGGCGUGGUUCUCGCCUCUGGAGUCGUGCGAGCCCGCUGUUCGCGCCGUGGUGUCGAUCAGCUCUACGGCGAUGGCUGUGGACUUCCCUGCCGCUGCGAACGCGCUGCAUCUGUGCUACCGCUUCGACGGCAACGCGGUGUUCUAUUACGCGGACUACACGCUGUCGGUGAAGGAGCUGCAGUCGGUGACGACGGAGUCGGGCGCGGCGACGGUGGCGGUGUGGCUGCGUCCCAAGUCGUUCACCUUCUCCGGCGUGGGCGUGGCUGCGGGCGACCGCGUGAAGUACGUCCCCUACAACAGCGACUGCUCGGCGGAGGUGGACUACAUGAUGGACCCUGUCGCGAACAUGACGGUGGAGUACUACGAGCUGGACGAGACGCUGUCGAUCGACACCUACUUCCUGGAGGAGAGCACGGAGGAAGAGCCCUACCAGAUCUGCUACCAGUUCCAGGGCCAGGAGUGGAUGAACUACGGACCGCAGGGAGCGUAUGGCAGCGAUAGCGUCUUCAAGCUGGUGGUGUUCGGUCGUCCUGUGGUGACGGCGUCGAGCGGAGACAAGAACGUGUUUGUGAAGGACGUGGCGAAGACCCUGACCUACAACGGCAUUCUGAUAACGCCUUCGGACCGAAUCAAGAUCGUGGAGGGCGGCGACUGCAGCGUGGCCGCGGUGUCUGCGGAGUUCGACGACAUGGUGCUCGGCGAAUCGCUGUCGCUGACGUUCAACUUCGCGGACGCGUCCUACCUCGGCAAGGAGAUGACGAUGUGCUUCCGCUUCGCGGACGAUUCGACCUACGUGACGCUGUUCGGCAUCUCGGUGAAGACGCUGACUUCGGCCGCGUUCACCUCGGGUCAUCCGCAGGUGUUGGUGGCCGGACAGGACAAGACGGUGACUCUGGAGGGAGUGGGUCUGAGCGCGAACGACCACGCCUACUUCUCGUACACGACGUGCGAGGAGGCGGUGCUGAACUUCCCUGUUGUUGCGGUGGGCGAGGAGGAGGAGGAUCAGAGCUUCUCGACGGUGGUGAACAUCCCGAUGGCGGAGAGCGCGGACUCGAUGGUGUUGUGCUACGCCUUCGGCAACGAGCUGCCCGUGCAGUACAGCUUCCUGAGCUUCGUGGUGAAGGGCGUGAACACUGCGGAGGUGGCUGGCCACGCGGACUACUCUGUGAACGUGAUCGAGCAGUCCGAGUCUCCGACGAUCCAGUUCUCUGGCUUCGGUAUGAGCAGCAACGAUAAGGUGUGGAUCGUGGAGCAGGGAGCGGAGUGCAUGGAGCAGAACGCCGUGAAGGUGCUGAGCGUGAGCGAGACCUACACGGUGCGCUACGCGUUCACCGCCGCGGAGAGCGAGAAGCGCUACGACGUGUGCUACGUGUUCUACACGUUCACUCUGGCGGAGGCGCCCAUCAAGUACGACAACCUGGCUCUCACGGUGCGCAGCCUGCCUACGGUGGCUGCCGCGGUGCCCGCGCUGGCGGCGAACGGAGCCGUGGUGGACCAGCCGAAGGUGUUCACGAUGGACACUGCGAUGGCGGGCGAGGGCGACUCGCUGCUGCUGGUGAACUCGCCGAGCAACGACUGCAUGGGCGAGGUGAUGCUCGAGGCGCCCGUGGCGCAGGACAAGACCGCGACGGUGACGCUGACGAACUCGACGGCGAACAGCUGGACGAUGUGCUACGUGUUCGCGGAGCAGACGCGCGCGUUCGAGGUGUCGGACUUCGUGUCGAAGGAGGUGCUGGACAUGGUGCCUGCGGACACGAACAGCACGCGCGUGACGGCGAACGUGAUGAAGGACUGGCUGCUGACGGUGAACGGAGGAUCGAACAACGACAAGGCGAAGAUGGUGACCGGCGAGGACUGCGAUAUGGGCGAAUGGGUGCCCGUGAUCGAUGGCGUGGUGGGCUUCGCGCUGGAGUACUCGGAGGAGGACUACAAGCUGUGCUACCUGUUCGACGGAGAGGAGCCGAUGAUGUACCCGGAGAUCCGUCUGAGCGUGCUGCACGUGAACGAGAUCACGAUCGACGACGGCGCUCGCAACGACGCGAUCAUCUUCAAGGUGGAUAACGCGAUCCGCAUCACGGGAAUGACGUUCCCUGGCGACAAGAUCUACCCGCUGGCCAAUCCUCUGAACGAGCCCGUGACUUCGUUCACGAGCAGCGACUGUCUGGAGGGCAUUCCUCUGGACGAGUACAUCGCGCGGUCGGAGGAUGGCGCGUUCCACGUGUCGGUGGUGACCGGAGGCAGCGUGCUGAUCUGCUACCUGUUCGAGGGCGAGACGAAGCCUACGCUGACCUCGUUCAAUCUGCUGGUGCUGGGCGUGAUCAACCCGACGAUGCGCGUGGGCGAGGAGGAGCUGAUCGGCACGGCCAAUCUGUGGGCGGUGAAGAACGUGACCACGCACCUCUCCUUCCAGUCCAGCGACACGGUGCACGAGGCUCGCUACAAGUGGGUGGCGAACGACGCGGCGGACUGCGACGCUCCGGGCGAGGGCAUGGAGUACGACGAGGACGGCAGCCGCGCGCUGCUGUACGACGCGGAGUACGAGCGCAUGUACGACGAGUUUGCGCUGACGAACACGACGACGGCGAACUACAAGCUGUGCUACCAGUUCAGCGGCAAGCGCUGGGUGUUCCUGAGCGAGCAGUCGCAGGGAGACGUGUACCCGCCGCUGACGCUGGAGUCGCGCGGCCUGCUGGACAUUCUGAGCGUGGACGAGUCGAGUCCGUUCGAGUUCGUGCCGCGCGAGGAGAAGCAGUGGAUGGUGGUGGUGGCGAACGGCAAGGAGAACGACAAGAUGCGUCUGGUGACGGGCAUCAGCUGCACGGACCGGGAGCAGAUCGUGGCGACGGCGGACGUGCAGGGCUAUCUGGUGGUGUGGAACACGGACGAGAACAGCUACGAGAAGCUGGCGAACACGGAUCACCUGUCGGUGUGCUACGGCUUCACGAACGCGGACUCGAACUUCUGGGUGCUGUACGACGAGUUCGACGUGGACGUGAUGUUCGUGAACCAGGUGACGUCCACGGGCAACCGCAACCUGAUCUACUUGAACCAGACCAAGGAGUACACGCUGCACGGAGCGAACAUCGACCGUCUGGAGGAGGUGUUCUUCGUGGAGCUGGCGGCCACCUGCGCGAGCGCGGAGCGCUACGGCCUGGCGCUGGUGGAGGGAGGCCAGGCGGUGGUGGUGUUCACGGAGCCGGUGGAGAGCACGCUGAAGAUGUGCGUGGUGUUCAAGAACCACAUGCCCAUGUCGGUGACGCCGGAGAACCAGAACAUUUUGGAGGUGAACGUGGUGUCGGUGGAGGCGAUGCAGUCGCUGGAGGGCUUCUCGAGCGACAGCUCCGUGAUGUCGCAGAACAAGCAGUUCCGCCUGCUGGGUUCGCACACCGAGCUGGUGCAGUCGGCGAUCUUCGCGAACUCGCCGUGCGACGACGUGUUCGAGGCCUUCCCGGUGAGCGAGGGCAGCUUCAACGUGUACUUCGAGACACACACGGAGGGCCGUCCGCUGACGCUCUGCGUGAAGUACCCGCUGGAGGAUCCGAUCGACACGGGCAUCGUGAUGUCGCUGAAGGCGCUGACGAAGAUCGAGGUGGACAAGGGAGACAAGCGCGUGCUGAUCUGGGGAACGAGCAAGACGUUCACCUUCUCGGGCUAUGGACUCAACGCGGAGGAGGAUACUGCGGAGUUCAUUCUGGCGACGUCGGUGCCGAACGACAGCGAGCAGUAAGGAAAGAGGAGAACGUCGUUUGUGGGGAGUAUAUACAUAUGUAUAUAUAUGAUUCUCCCCUGUCAUUGUUGUUGUUGUUGUUGUAAU
Messenger RNA from Blastocystis hominis, 25911 nucleotides. RefSeq lists its product as hypothetical. The record is from RefSeq and is a predicted model, not a curated record. The transcript has a single exon. The annotation marks the transcript as partial. NCBI's taxonomy places the organism in Eukaryota, Bigyra, Opalinata, Blastocystidae.